AUGGCUGACGAGAAGGCCGCGCCGGCGAGCGCCCCCGCGGGCGAUGCUGCCGCCGGGCUGCCCUCGGAAGCUGUCCCUUCCGUAGAGGCACUUCCCCAUGGCGAACAAGUCUGUCCGGAGGUAUCUGCGCGGCACGAAGCUUGCCUUCAGAAGUGGCAGGCACCCGUCUGCCCGUACUGUGGCAAGCGCCAGGGCUUCAUCUUCGGUCUCACAGGAUUUGGACUUCGACUUCGCGGCCACGCGGAGCGCUGCAAGAGCCGCUGUGCCGCUCCCCAGGAGCAGGUCGCCCGGUCCGACCAGAUCAGCUCCGAGCCCCCUUUGUCUCGGCCUUCACCCUCCGAGGCUUGCGUGGAGAAAGCUCUGAAUACACCCACAUUUCAGGCUCCCCACGAUCAAGAGGCGGCGCCGGAGGCCGCAGCUGCGACCGAGGCCGAAGCUAUCGUCAGUGAUCCUGUUGUGGAGGCUUCGAACGAUCCACUGGAGGGGACCGCGUGCCAGAUUGAUGCACCUGCGGAGGUCAAGGAGGUCGAAGCGGUCGCCACAGAUCCUGUCGCCGAGGAGGCUUCCCCCGAUCAAGAGGAGGCACCAGAGGCCACAGUCGAGACGAAGGUCGAAGCUGUCGAGGAGGCUUCCCACGGUCAAGAGGAGUCACUGGAGGCCACAGCCCACACAGAGGUCGAAGCCGUCGUCAGUGAUGCUGUCGCCGAGGCUUCCCACGGUCAAGAGGAGACACUGGAGGCCACAGCCGAGACAGAGGUCGAAGUCAGUGAUGCUGUCGUGGAGGCCGGAGCUGGGAAGGUGAAUGAGACUUUGGACGUCCUGGGUGGCGACGUCUUGGAGGUGAAUUCCACAGCUGCAGGUGCCAUGGCCGAGGCGGCUCCCCACGAUCAAGAGGAGGCACAGGAGGCCGCAGCUGCGACUGAGGCCGAAGCUGUCGUCAGUGAUCCUGUUGUGGAGGCUUCGAACGAUCAACCGGAGGAGGCUGCGUGCCAGAUGGAUGCACCUGCGGAGGUCAAGGAGGUCGAGGCGGUCGCCAGAGAUCCUGUCGCCGAGGCCAAGGAGGAGGCUGCAACAGAGCAGCCUGAGCCUACGGCACAGGGCGAGGCUUCGCAGGAUCAAGCAGAGGAGGCCUUGUCUCCGACUGUGGAGGCCGAGGAGGCUGCAGUCGAGACGGAGGAGCCCGAGGCGCUGCCUGAGCCGAAGGCUUCCAAGAGCCAGGAGGAGGUCGCCAGCCCAAGCUCAAGGCCUCCCAAGAGCUCUGCGAAGAAGAGGACUCGGCGCUGA
Molecule: messenger RNA, 1284 nt
Organism: Symbiodinium sp. CCMP2592
Lineage: Eukaryota; Dinophyceae; Suessiales; Symbiodiniaceae
Source: the annotation of a GenBank genome assembly